AUGGAUCUGACGAGUGAUGCGGAGUCAGCAGAGUUCUCAGUGGAUUCAGCAUUGGAAGCUGAUAGCAAUGAACCUGGACCACGAAGCCCUUCAUCUGCAAGUUCCUCAUCAGACUCAGAAUCGGAUGCCGACAAGAACACCGAAUCGAACAGUGCAAACCCUUCCCUGGAUCCCAUACGUCGUAUCAGCUGUAUACAAGAAGCACAACUCUCACCAGAUGGAAGCUGUAUCUUCACCUCAGACUAUGGCCGGAACUUUUCCGUUUAUCCCAUCUCCAACGACAUUUCGUCAGGAGACGACCCUCAGGAUCUCAAACCAUACACGUCGUUCAAGGCUCCCAGUCCAAUAUGGGCUUUCGCUGUCAACCCACUAUUCAACCUACAAGACCCCGCCAGUACAACUGUGCUACUGAGUCGGCGAGACUUAUACAUCACCUUGCACAACGCACUAUGGGACAUGUCUAACCCCGCUAGUUCUGAUAUGCAGUCAUCAAGCACCGCCACAGUCAAUAUCUCCACACCGCUAGCCUCGUACAAACUGGUCAACAACCUGACCGAAGCCGUGACUGCUCCUCUCAGCCUAUCUUUUUCAAGCGACAGCAACCACUUUUUCGCCGGUACGCAAGAUAAGAUCGCCAUAUUCGAUAUUCAAGAAAGAGACGCACCAAUCCAUACCAUCGCCACCAUACCCGCCAAGCGUACCAAACUUAAAGGAGGCGGCCGCGGCUUCAAAGGCUACAUAUCUGCUCUAUCAUUGUCUCCACCCACCAUCGCCUCUACCGACGGUCUCAUCGCAGCAGGAUCGUGGACACGCUACGUAGGCAUCUAUGACCCUGUCUCCGGCGCCGAAGUAACUCACUUUCCCCUCCCGGGCAACAUUGCCUCAUGCUCGUCUCUCGGAAAGAUGCCACGCAAUAAAAACCUCGAGCACGUCAUGGGCAUGGGCGUUUCAUCACUAAAAUGGAGCCCAUGCGGUAGGUAUCUCUACGUUGCUGAGCGGUCCUCUGACGUCCUGCUUAUAUACGACGUCCGUAACUUUUCGUAUUCGCUAGCACAUUGCGCUGGGAGAAAGGCGCUGACGAAGCAGAAAUUGGGCUUUGAUAUUUGGAAUGCGGGACAGUCACCGUAUGAUAUCGAGGGCACGAGCCAUGAGGUCUGGGCUGGUGGUACGGAUGGCAGGAUUCGUGUUUGGAGAGAUCCGUAUGUUAAGGAAGGUGCUGUAGAGCCGGACGAAGUUGUUCAGAUCCAUGGAGAAGAAGAGAUUCCUAUCGUCAGUACUCUGGUUCAUGCUUCGGGUAGCUUGGCGGCUGCUGCGUGUGGGAUUGUUGAGAUUGACGAUGGUAUCAAGACGCGGGGUCAACAGAGAGGUGGUGGGUUGAGGCCGAAGAUUCGUGAAGGGGGCUCUUUGGAUAUUCUCGGCUUGGGAUGA
Pyrenophora tritici-repentis Pt-1C-BFP is the source of this 1428-nucleotide messenger RNA. RefSeq lists its product as uncharacterized. Gene Ontology annotation, molecular function: protein binding. NCBI's taxonomy places the organism in Eukaryota, Fungi, Ascomycota, Dothideomycetes, Pleosporales, Pleosporaceae. The record is from RefSeq and is a predicted model, not a curated record.